Messenger RNA from Branchiostoma floridae (Florida lancelet), 913 nucleotides. RefSeq lists its product as uncharacterized. NCBI's taxonomy places the organism in Eukaryota, Metazoa, Chordata, Leptocardii, Amphioxiformes, Branchiostomatidae. The transcript is spliced from 5 exons. The record is from RefSeq and is a predicted model, not a curated record. The coding region runs from base 203 to 580 and encodes 125 amino acids.
GUAGAUCCGGCGCCCUGCUCUUAUAAAUGGUGGCUUUUCUGCCCUUGUGUCAGUCGAGACCCUGAUCUAGCUAAAUAACGUUACUUGAACAAGGUGGUGGACUGUUGCUGAAAAUACUUGCUCCGUUGUGUCUACAUUCAUUGAGUGCAUUUUGAACGUUUCUUUAACUGUUGAGCCUUCACUAAGUUUGUUCAAAGUAAACAUGGGAAACUCCCAGGCCCACCACAGCACGCAUAUGUCAGAAGAACGUAGUAAGUGCCGACUGCGGUGUAGAGAGAACCGUCUCCGGACGUCCUUCAGACAUAGGAUCGACACGGCUGAGAAAUUCACUCUGAAUGGCAGUCGACGGUGCAACAGUAUGGAAGAUUUGAAGGGCAUCAAUGACCUUGUGACGUCAGCAAAGGAGCCCACACGUUUCGGUGACGUCAAAAGCAGACGAGUCUUUCGUCGCCCUGAUGAUGAUUCUGACGUAAAAGGUUCGGUCCGGGUUGUUGACAGAAACGACAGCUUCAGACUCGGCCUCCGCAAGAGGGCGCUUGAAAACACAGCGACCACUCCGUCCACGGAGUCUUUACUUUAGUAGUUGACUCAAAUAGAACUUUUGUACAUAGGUCAAUGCAUAUCAUAUCUAAGUUAUUAACGUUAACAAGUUUGAACAUUUAGCAAUGCUAUGGGCAUUGUAACUUUUUCUAAUGCAUGAUGCGUAACAAAAUCAGUGCAAUUAAGUCAGAUUUUGAGAAUUUGUUAGCAGAGAAACAUUCCGAAUUUCAUAGUUCAAAAAGGACAAGAACAUGUUGAUAUAUAAUCGCUCUAUUUUUUAAGACAACGAUCGAUCUUACCCUAACCACCAAAUGUAUAUACACCACUCAAUUGUUGCCUAUUUCAAUCAACAACCGUUCCAAAGACGCCUUGA